Messenger RNA from Eremothecium gossypii ATCC 10895, 1023 nucleotides. RefSeq names its product Ant1p (gene ANT1). Gene Ontology annotation, molecular function: ADP transmembrane transporter activity; ATP transmembrane transporter activity. Gene Ontology annotation, biological process: peroxisome organization; ADP transport; fatty acid beta-oxidation. The record is from RefSeq and is marked provisional. The transcript has a single exon. Gene Ontology annotation, cellular component: peroxisomal membrane. NCBI's taxonomy places the organism in Eukaryota, Fungi, Ascomycota, Saccharomycetes, Saccharomycetales, Saccharomycetaceae. Bases 1 to 1023 code for a protein of 340 amino acids.
AUGAGUUUCGAAAACGCAGUGAUAGGAGCGACGGCCAGCUCGCUGGCCAACAUCGCAGUGUACCCUCUGGACCUGGCCAAGACGCUGGUGCAGACGCAGCUCAAGGACGAGUUCGUGGAGGCGGGCGAGGAGGCGGGCGAGGAGCGUGCGGGGUCGCGGCGGCAGAACCGGAUCAAGCCGAUCGCGCUGCGCAGCCCGCAGGCCGCGGAGCAGUACAAGGGGGCGCUGGACGCGCUGCAGCGGAUAUACGGCGCGGAGGGCGUGGCCGGGCUGUACCGCGGGCUGGGGUCGUCGACGGUGGCCGGGUUCAUCCAGAGCUUCUCGUACUUCUUCUGGUACACGCUGGUGCGCAAGCACUACUUCCGGCUGAAGCAGGCGCGCGGCGGCGACGCGCGGUUCUCGACGCCGGAGGAGCUGGUGCUGGGGAUCGUGGCGGCGGCGACGUCGCAGCUGUUCGUGAACCCGAUCAACGUGGUGGCCACGCGGCAGCAGACGCGCGGGCAGGCCGCGGGCGCGGCGGACAUGCGCACGGUCGCGCGCGAGGUGCACGCGGAGAACGGCUGGCGCGGCUUCUGGGCGGGUCUCAAGGUCUCGCUGGUGCUGACCGUGAACCCGUCGAUCACGUACGCGACGUACGAGCGCCUGCGCGAGGCGCUGUUCCCGACGCCGGCCGCGGCCUCGCACCUGGUGGACUCCGCGGCGCUGCUGAGCCCGGGCCAGAACUUCGUGAUGGGCGUGCUGUCCAAGAUUGUGUCCACCGUGCUGACCCAGCCGCUGAUCAUCGCGAAGGCCUCGCUGCAGCGCUCGGGCAGCUGCUUCCAGGACUUCCACCAGGUCCUGCACCACCUCUACAGCACGGAGGGGCCGCUGUCGCUGUGGAAGGGCCUCGGGCCGCAGAUCACCAAGGGCGUGCUUGUGCAGGGCCUGCUGUUCAUGUUCAAGGGCGAGCUCACCAAGAUGCUGCGGAAGCUUAUGUUCUACCUGGCGCUUCUGAGAAGCAGCCGCCGUGCAUUGAAGGGCUAG